AUGUUAAAUCAUAUUAUUUUUUAUCGUAAUAUUUGUAAAUUACCUUCUAAUAUAAAUUAUAUUAAUGCUAUAAAUUCUAGACAUAUUAUUCGAAAUAUUUUUCAAAGUCGUGGUAUUUCUUAUUCUAUCCGAAUUCAAAAGGAAGAAAGAUCAUCAUCAAAUAUAUUAUAUAUUCAAAAUGAUCAAGAAGAAAGACCAUACAUUUCUGAAAUUACAUCUUCCAGAAUAAACCAAAUAGAGAAAACAAAUCAAACAAGACAAAUGAAUCAAAUAAAUCAAGUUAAUAAUGAAUUAGAUUUAUAUAUUUUACGUAUGCGAGAAUAUCUUGCCACCAAUAACGUUUCAAAAAUUACCACCGAAUUUAUAAAUCUCAAAAAUAAAAAUAUUCAACCAAAUUUAGAAAUUUAUCACAUUUUACUUAAGGCUUGUGUACUUACAGAAGAUUUACCUAGUUCCAUAGAAAUAAUUAAAAAAAUGUAUGAUGAUAAUAACACAAUACCCAUCACGGAAACAUAUAAAUUAUUUUUGGAAGUAGUGAUGGCUUCUUCUCAUCAUACAUUAGCUAUGAAUAUAAAUUUGGCUGAAAUGUUUAUGGAAAAUUAUAAGAGACCUUAUGAUAAAGAAACUUGGAGAUUACUUAUUCGUUCAUUAGGUUCAUAUCCAAAAAUAUCUCCCAAUUUUGAUUUAUUAUUAAAAAAUUUACAAGAAGAACAUUUAAUGACUCCAGAAUUAUAUUCAGAAAUUAUUUGGGCAUUAUCAAGAAAAUCAAAUGUUGAAACUGCCAUGGUGUAUUUAGAUCAAUUAAUAUCUGAUUAUAAUUAUAUACCAUCUCGUGAACCUCUUUAUGCUCUGACUUCUCAUUAUGCUAAUAAAGUUAUUAUGCAAGCAUAUGUUAAUGCACUUUAUUUAAGGACUUCAUCAUUUUCUUCAUCAACUUCAGUAAAUAAUGAUUAUUUAAUACCAACAUUAGUAACAAUGCCAGAAGAUAAUAUUACUUUUUCCAAAGAAAAUUUUACCAAGAAUCAUUAUGAUUUAAUUGUUAGAUUUAAUAUUUUUGCUAAUCAAAUUAAUUCUCAAGAAUUUCCUCUUGAAAAUUGUUUGGAAAUGAUAAAAUCCAUGAGAGGUAAAGGAAUGGACCCUAGUUUUGAAACUUAUAAUAUUUUAUUAAAAGGAUAUUCUAUAUCUCCAGAAUUUCAAGGAAAUAAUGAGGAAAGAGUGAAAAAAGCUUUAGGAAUUUUUGAUAUGAUUAAAUCUGUAGGUUAUGAUGUUGAUGAUUUAGAAGUAUUUCAACCAUUACUAGAUUCAUGUUUACAAUCAUCUAAUAGGGAGAACAUUAACAAAAAUAUUAGUAAUAAUUUUGAAAUAACUGGAAUUGAAAAAAACAAGAAAAAUGAAAUAAAAGUAAAUGAACAAGUUGAAAAUGUAUCAUUUCUUCAUAAAUAUUCAUUACCCAAAAUAUUUGAAAUAGAAAAAUUAAUGAAUAAUUUUAAAGUUACUCACAAUCAAAAAUCCAUUAUAACAAUAUUGGAAUAUUUAGGAGGAACUGGAAAUUACAUUGGUUUAUGGAGAAGAUGGACAGAAUUGUCAUUAAUGGGAUAUAGAAGAAGUGAGCUUUUAUAUGAAACAGUUUUAAGAUUAGCUUCCAGGGAUUUAACUGAAUCCGAAUAUGCUAUUAAUGUAAUUAGACAUCAAAUGAGAAGAGAGUUACCACCAAUUAAACCAAAUUUUGAAAUUUAUUCUCAAUUAUUUAAAUGUUGUUUAAAGGUUAAAGAUAUUUUAACUAUUAAAGAUUUAAUAGAAGAAAUUAAUAAUAAUCACUUUGAUCGAUUUAAAUUUAAUAAAUCUUCAUCACAAGAAGGAAAAAAUUUACAAGAGAUUGAAAAAAGUAUCAAAGAUGAGAAAGAACAAGAAGUACAUCAAACAAAAUUAUUAAAUUUAAUAUUAAAUACAUGUUUCAAAUUACCUAUUUUAUAUUCGGAUGGUGAAAAAUUAAUAAAUAAUAUUUAUCAAAAUAGACCAAAUUUAAUUAAUUAUGAAUUUUGGAAAUCAUUGUUAACUCAUUAUACUGAUAACACUUUUUUGGAUGAUUUUAGACUUCAAAAUAUGUUUGAAAAUUUUUGA
Messenger RNA from Diversispora eburnea, 2121 nucleotides. NCBI's taxonomy places the organism in Eukaryota, Fungi, Glomeromycota, Glomeromycetes, Diversisporales, Diversisporaceae. The record is from the annotation of a GenBank genome assembly.